AUGACCUCAAAAGAACAGGCCGGUGGGCCCAGCACGCCGACCGACGAUGGCGGCUUUCCGAAACCUCAAUUCCCUGGACGCUCCGACCGACCAGGCCCGCCGAGUAUCAUCUCGUCGCGGAUGACCGACAUCGCGUCCGACGACGGCGGAGAAGCCGUAGCCCAGACCUUAUCCGAAAAUCCGCGCAGAAAAUCUGGUCUGGCUUCAGAAACUUUGUCACGGCCAGGGACGGCCAAGACAGGCAUGUCUGGGCCCCUCGAAGGCCGGAGACGAGGUCCGCCCCCACGAAUGAAUUAUAUUACCAGUCUCAACGAGAAGAGGGGAAGCAUCGGAGGCGGUAGUACAGCUGGUUCGAUUAGCAGCAGACCGCCUAGCUCGACAAGUCGAAGCCAUGUUCCGUCUCUUACAUCUUCAGCCUUCUUUCGUCCCAUGAGUUCGCAGAAGUUGCAGGCCCAGCGUGGUGGUUCACGACCUGCGACCCGCCAGCAACCUACACUGGAGGAUACCGAACCUACGCCCGAACACAACCAGAGUGCCGCCGCCGCCGCCGCAGUAGCCAGUGGAGGACCAAAUGCUCGGCACAGCGUCAUCUCAAACCCGGUAUCGAACCCCGUUGCACGUCUCCAGCGGCAGCUCAGCGACGACGACAAUAUGAGACCGCCUCCGUCUCGCGGAACCGAAUACACCGACCAAGGAACGUACGACCGAAUUACCGCGAAUACGAGCCCGACCCAUGGUCACUAUGCCGCCGGUAGUAUGUCCGAGAGCGUCACUCCGUUACAACGGAACCAACGCAAUAGCCGGAACCUGAGCGUCAAUGUCGACAGGGGCUUUAGAGAAAGAGGCAAUCAACCUAGCCCUGUCAAAUCGCCACGGUCUUUCCGCUCAAGUUUCUUGCUGCCGGGUAGAAGUGACCAGAACAAGUCUAACCGGACUUUACCUGGUGGCGAAAAGCUCUCAUCGACCGCGUCGACGCCGCAGCUCAAUCCCGUAGACUCUUCAAGACCCGCAGACAAGAACAACUUGAAGAAGUCAAAGACAAACCUUGGCUAUGUUUUCCAGUACUUCGAAGGCAACACUGUCUUCUGCUUGGGAGGCCGAUUCCAGAAUACCAAGCAUCGGCCAGUCAACGUAGCCACUGGACUAUUUAUCAUCAUCCCCGCCGUCCUCUUCUUCGUCUUCUCAGCUCCUUGGAUAUGGCACAACAUCAGUCCUGCCAUUCCAAUCACUUUCGGAUACGUCUUCUACAUUUGCAUUUCCUCGUUCCUCCACGCAUCCCUGUCGGACCCAGGCAUUCUGCCUCGAAACCUUCAUGCCUUUCCACCGGCAGAUUCGACCGAGGACCCACUCCGGCUCGGGCCCCCGACCAACGACUGGACGCUGAUCAAGUCAGCAGAGUCAGCCACGGCCGCCAUGGAAGUUCCAGUGAAACAUUGUAGAACAUGUAACAUUUGGCGACCUCCCCGGGCUCAUCACUGCCGUCUUUGCGACAACUGUAUCGAGACCCACGACCACCACUGUGUGUGGCUCAACAACUGCGUCGGAAAGCGCAACUACCGAUAUUUCUUUGCCUUCGUCUCCUCAGCAACAUUUCUUUCUCUCUAUCUUCUUGGCGCCUCCCUUGGCCAAAUUCUCGUACACAUGCACCGAUCCGACAUUUCUUUUGGUAAAUCCAUCGACGACUUCCGCGUUCCCUUCGCCAUGGUCAUCUACGGCUUCAUUGCCUUCUUAUACCCUGCUGCCCUCAUGGGCUACCAUAUCUUCCUCAUGGCUCGAGGCGAAACAACGAGGGAAUACAUCAACUCUCACAAGUUCAUCAAGGCAGAGCGGUUCCGCGCCUUUACUCAGGGCAGCAUGCUCAAGAACUGGAUCGUCGUUCUUUGUCGACCGAGGCCUCCUACCUACUACCAAUUCAAGAAGAGGUACAUUGGCGGUGAUCAACGCCUCGGUGCUCUCCGGGAUCAGAAGGUCGACAUGCAGGGCAUGGAAAUGCAGAACGUCAGACCAACCACAGGGUUUCAAGGGCCUGUCUCUUUGCGCAACGAAACAAGCACUACCGCGACAUAA
Messenger RNA from Colletotrichum acutatum, 2067 nucleotides. Its product is annotated as DHHC zinc finger domain-containing protein. The record is from RefSeq and is a predicted model, not a curated record. Gene Ontology annotation, cellular component: Golgi apparatus; endoplasmic reticulum. Lineage: Eukaryota; Fungi; Ascomycota; Sordariomycetes; Glomerellales; Glomerellaceae. Bases 1 to 2067 code for a protein of 688 amino acids. Gene Ontology annotation, biological process: protein targeting to membrane; peptidyl-L-cysteine S-palmitoylation. The transcript is spliced from 2 exons. Gene Ontology annotation, molecular function: protein-cysteine S-palmitoyltransferase activity.